CGGGUAGGUAGUCGUCGCCAUUGCUGCUCGACUCCUGCCGUAGCGCUAUUAGAAUUUCCGAUGUUUUAAAGUGAAAUGACAAGUGUGGCGUCGCGAAAACAACAGCAAGAAUACGUUAUACCGACGAGCAACUCACAGGACAUCCAGCCGUCCCCGUUGGCGCUCCUGGCCGCUACUUGCAGCAAGAUCGGGUCACCAACAGACGAGGGUGGUUCCCAGGGUGCGUCCCCUGUCAAAGUUGUGGGUCCUAAUCAAGUUAUUCAGUCCGGAGAAAUCAUAGCCACGGCUACCGGAACCCACAUUGUUCCCUUUCAACCGCAGACAGUCGGCGUAUUGAAUCCGGACGGAACCGUUACACAGGUCACGGGUGUCAACCAGCAGACUAGUGCAGCCACAAAUGUCCAUGUGUCGGGCAACGUGGCUGCUCUUAAGAGCAUUCCCACCGUAGCUACAGCUCAGAAUGUAGCGUCAGUUAACGGCCAAGUGUUUCCUCAAGGAGCACAAAUUGUGGCCGGCACUCCUGGCAAUAUUACCUACAAUGUGAUUCCAGCUCAACAGAUCCAAAAUAUACAAAUCGACGGACAAGAUGCAAUCUAUAUACCUGCUGUUCCACAGACUUUUCAGAUAGCUGGAAAUCAAACAAUAUUGGCACCAAAUGGCCAAACAUUUCUUCGUGCUCAAGGAGUGCAAGUGCCGACAUCCGUCCAGAAUGGUGCACAAACAGUCCUGCAUGGUAUGGCAGGUGUUGCUCAGCUUGGAGGACAGAAUGUUACCAUACGACAGGGUAAUGUUGUCCAAGCCUUGCAGCUUCCAAUACCGAUACAACAAACCAUGCCAAUUCAAGUGCCUGUAUCUACUGCUGGAGGACAUACUAUUUUACAGACGAUUCAUAUUCCUGUUCAGUCAAUACAGGGUGUUCCGGGAACUAAUGUUUUACAGUCUCAAGGACAACCUAUUACACUGAAUGUUCCAGCACACAUGCUGUCUCAAAUAGCAUCACAAAUGGGACCUAUCACACAAGAGAAUGAUGAAAAGAUUUUACAAGAGAAGGAUGAUCAAGAUUCUAAAACAAAAAAAAUAAAGAAAGAGGCUUCAGAAAAUGAAGAGGAACAACCCCCUGAAAAAGUAUUGAAAGUAAAAAAGACAUUUAAAAAGCCCGGAAAAAGAAAUAAAAUUGGUGAAUCUGGCAAGGAGAAUAAAGUAAUGAAAGUAGAGAAGAUAAAAAUAGAGGAGGAUUUGGAGAACCGAUUGAAUGAGUUACUAUGGGAAUUGUGGAAACAGAAUUUGAUUACUGGACAAGCACAGGGUGUUCAGCAGUUACAAGUAGCUACUCCAGUGCAUAUGUCACAAGCUAAUUCUCAAGCUGCUACAUCUACUACCUGGACAACAUCCAGUGGAAGCUCGGUGAUAUCUUCUUCUGAAGCUAAUAAUGCUAAUCAAGGACAGGCUGUUACUGCUACUACUGUUGCUUCGGCAAAUGGAGCACAGCAACAACAACAGCAGCAGCAACAACAACAACAACAACAGCAGCAGCAACAACAGCAGCAGCAGCAACAAAUGACAGUAACUAAUUUUCAGUUACCUAAUGGUCAAUUAAUUCAAGGUCAGGUUGGUCAAAUUCUUGCUGGAGCUGGAGGAUCUUGGUGGCCUACCUCUCCAAUAAGUGUUCAAGGUCUCGCUGGACUCAGGCCUGCAAAUGUAAUACAGGUACAAAGCUUACCUGUGGCUGGAUUACAAGGGGUCCAAGUGCAGGGAGGUCAAGCACAGCAAAUCAUAACAAAUGCUCAGACACUGCAAAGCUUAGGUUUAGGGCCGAAUGUGAUAGCUGCUAAUGCUGUUCCUACUGCAACAAACCACCAGCAGCAGAUGCCACCAUUGAGUCCUAUUCAAACAGUUCAUCCAGGAACACAAAUAAUCACCCAGCAGCUUCAACAAGAUCCUAAUGACCCUACAAAGUGGCAGGUUGUGGCCACGACUACAAAUCCAGCUGUUAACUCAUCGCAACAACCAACAACUUCCACACAGAAUCAGUCUGCUACAUCUACGACAUCUACUUCCACUGAAUCUCCAUCCUCCAACUCGGAUAUUGGUUCGGGUCGAAGGAUGAGGAGGGUUGCUUGCACUUGUCCAAACUGCAGGGAUUCUGAUGGAAGGAAUAGUGAGACAAAAAAGAAGCAGCAUAUCUGUCAUGUUCCAGGUUGUAAUAAAGUGUACGGGAAGACUUCUCACUUGCGAGCCCAUCUUCGUUGGCAUACUGGAGAAAGACCAUUUGUAUGUAGCUGGAUGUUCUGUGGAAAGAGAUUUACACGUUCUGAUGAGUUACAGCGACACAGGAGAACUCAUACAGGUGAAAAGAGAUUUCAAUGUGCAGAAUGCCUAAAACGAUUUAUGCGCAGUGAUCACCUUUCUAAACAUCUGAAAACACAUCUUACAAAAAAAACUUUGAGUGCAGUCGAUAUAAAUGAAGGUGAAUUGGUGGAAGAUAUUGCACCAGACAGUUGUGAUUUGGCCAUGACUGUUGAUAUUGAACCAGAUACUGAUCUUUCAAUUAAUGAAAGUGUUGUUGAAAGUUCUGCAAUGUGAAUUGAUUUUUUUUUUCCAGUUAAGUUAAAAUUUAAGUAAAAUACUGAACACUAAUCUUUUUGUUAGUGAAGAGUUAAAACUUACUUAUUGGUAAUUUUUUCUUUUUACUUAAAUUUUUACACUAAUGAAUAAUCUUGCAUUCACAAUUCUUAUUAUCUAAGUUAUUUAAAAAAUUUUAUUCCACUGAAGGUGAAUUAAACAGAGUAAUUAGUUCAUAUUGGGUGUAAUUUAUUUUAACCUGAAAAAAUUUAGCUUAUGUAAGUGAAAAAAUGUAAUUUAUAUAUUUGAAUAAUUUAUGCACUUCAGUCAUUUCAUGUGGCGUGAAGGAUUAGCAAAUGUUUACAAUGCUUAAUUAAUAAGAGUAGUCCCUUAUACUACAUUGUGAUCUUAUGGCAUAUUCCCCCCCUUCUUUUGUGUUCAGUUUGUUAGUACUGUAUGAUCAUUCAAAAACAGGAAUGAUACUUUUUUUUUUUUUUUUUUUUUUUUUUUUUUUUUAAAUUUGCAGUGAACCUUUUUAAAACAAAUACUACAUAUCAUAUAUUACAUUAUUUUAGAAUACAUUGCUUUGAAUACUAAGAUGUAUUGGAAUUUAGGGAUUUUUUAGAGAUUUCAAGAUUUUUUUGGUAUGAAGCAGGUUUAUAACUAUCAUCUGUUAAUAUAAGUACAUGUAAUGUAUCAUUACUUCAUUAAUUUUGUUAUAAUUGAUUCUUGUGUUUUUAUCAUUUUAAUAAUUCUUGUGGAUGGUUACCUGAAAGCCUGGGUUUAUGGUUUGUUAGAACAUCAAAAUUACUGUCAGCUUUCAUUGCAAGUGAAGCAUUCAUGCUAUCAGGUUCUCAAAUCAUUCCACAUCAUAAAUCCACCAUAAUUCUGAAAAAUUUAGUAUUUCAGAAUGAUGUCAUAAAUACAUAAAGCUAUUUUUUAAUUUGUAACUUCUAUAAUGUUUUUAUUCUGGUGGGUAGGAGAGAUGAUGAUGUUUGUUCGGGCUUCUAAGUAAUUUCUAAUUUUGACCAUUUUCGUCAGAUCUAUAUCUCAGAGCUCGUCCCAAAUAAAUAGUUGUCCUUUUAAUUUCUUUCAACAUUUUACAUAGAAUCCCUGUUCUAUUCUUUUUUCUAAUAUAGUGUUUGAGUAUGAUAAAAAUAAAAAGUGAGCUCUCUUUGUUCAUUUAUAAUAUCUAAAACAUUAAUAUAUAUCACAUAUUUAGAGCUGUUAUAUUUAUAAAGGAAAAAUUGUUGUAAAGAACAAUUUAUUAGCUACUAGAAUUUCAGAAAGAACUAGCAUUUUCAAAAAUGCUGUACGGAAAUCUUUUUUUUACAUUCCCCUCUUCUGUUGUAUAUUAAAAUGAUAAAUAUUUUAAUGAAGUAUCACUUUGUGAGAAACAUGUUGGCACUUUAAAAAGUCCACUUUUUGAAACUAUAAAUUGUAGUUCAUUGCAUUCAUCUGUGCAUUUGAUUUAUAUACAUAUGCUAUCAAUAAUAUACAAUCAACUGUUCCAAGUUGCAUAACUUACCAUGACUGCAGUGCUGAAAAUAUAAUUAUUUGAUUUUUCAGAGCCGUGUAUGUUUUUUAGAUAUUUUAUUUUAACUCUUUGCUGGAUUUUAAAAAUGUUUAGAUAAGUAACAACUUUUUAUAAUUUUACCAUGUCAUUAAAUUAGAAUAUAAUGCAUCUGUAGCAUUUUAAAAAUUAGUAUUUUCUUUUCUUUACUGUUAACAUUGAAACAAAUUUCAAAAUGAAUUUUGAAAAAUGUAUGGGUAUGUUUUGGGACAAAUGUAUGUGUUUCCUAUGCACCAGAAAAAUACAACUUAUUUACUAAUUUGUUAAAAGAGGAUAUAUAAAUGCAAUUGUCAUUUUAUUUUCAGUAUAAAAUAUGGUACAGCUGAUUAACUUUUGUAUAUCUACAAUUAAUAUCGCAAAAAUCUUUUCUCUUUUUUAUGGCAUUACUAAUAAUGUAGACUCUAUUUACCAGUUUCAUUGAUUACAAUUUUUUUUUAAUUUAAAUUCUAUGUUUUCUUUCAUCCACAUACUAAUGGUUGAUAAUUAUGUUUGGAUUAGCUGUAUUCAUAUGAAUUUCAAGUAACUAGCAUUUAACGCCUACAGAUUAUAUUUUGAGUAACAGAAAUUACAAUUUUCCUGGAACAUUUAAUAUCUAUUCAUGCUAUUAAUGCCAUAGAAGUCCUAAAAAGCAAUUUUCUUUUCUUUAUAUUAGUUUUAUACAAAACUAUUAAAAAGAAGAGUUAGUUUAAUUGAGGUUAUUAUUGAUUUCUUUUGAUGGGGUGACCGUAUUCAAUUCUAGAGAAUACAGUAAUGAUCUGUCAUCUUCAAGGAGUGAGAAAAACCCAUAUUGAAAUUUCAUGCAGUGCUGAAAGCUCAGAAAUUCACACCAAUUUUAGACUGGUUUUUACCUGAUUUUAAAAUUCAAAUUGGUAUAUUUUCCCCCCAGCUGUAAUAUAAAUUCUCUUGUAUGCAUUAAAAAUUGUGCUAUUAUUGAUAAAAUGAAUGUGCCCUUAUAUAAAAGCAGUGUAAGUUUAAUCAAAUGAAUUCUGAAAAUUAGAAUAUUCUUUAUGUAAUUUAAAAAAAUGUAUUGGUAGAGAGAAUUAUUGGCUGACCAAAUUUGGUUAGCCUUCUGUUAUAGCAGUUUAGGUCAUGGUUUUACUGACAGAAUUGUUAUUAAAGUUUAUAUGUGUAAAUGUUACUAAAAUGAACAAAGUUAAUUCUAGCUUUACACUUUUUUAUUAUAAUAGAUAAAUUCAUACUUUGGAAAUCUAAAGUAUCCCAUUAUAAACAGGACAUUAAAUUUUCAUGUUUUGGUACUGUCUUAAAUAUUGUAAAAAGGAGUGUAUAUCUUCAUGUUGUAAAUAAAUCAUAUCUCAUGGGGAUGCUAGCAGAAUAUUGAUAAAAUAACCAUAAGGUUUGUUUUAUGAACAAAAUGUUUCUAUAUGCUAUAUUUCAUUAAUAAAGUAUAUUGUCUUCAA
Molecule: messenger RNA, 5553 nt
Organism: Stegodyphus dumicola
Lineage: Eukaryota; Metazoa; Arthropoda; Arachnida; Araneae; Eresidae
Product: transcription factor Sp4-like
Source: RefSeq, a predicted model, not a curated record